GUGUCACACGUUUGUUUGUUCACUUGCACGAAAAUUUUCAUUUCCUUCGUUUGAAAAUUUGGGUGGGGAGUGAAAAUUCACUGACGUCUAGAUUCCGUGCUAGCUACAUUCAUGAACUUACAUCAAUAAAGCUCUUCCUGCUACUGCCAGCAGUGAAAACCUGUUGAGAAUUCAGUACACAAAAUGUUACUCUUUACUUUGUUAACAUUUUCACUGGCAAUAAAUGGAAUCUACACUGAGAAUGUACUCACAACAGAGGUGUUUGAGAUUGAGAUCAAUCCAGACAUGUUUAACUGGACUUUUGAAGGAAUAAGAGGUCAAUAUGUCUAUCAACCCUCAUAAAGAUGCCCGGACCUUCCAAAGUGGAUAAAUUACAUCUAUAGCCAUAAACACAACUCUGGGUUUCUUUAUGGUGUGCCACCAAACAAAAUGGGUCAUGUCAAUCUUGAUGUGGUGGCUCUAAAUAGAAAAACCUAUGAAACCAGGAAGCAUAUUCUACCUAUUCAUAUAACAGAAAAGCUAAAACCAGCCAAGUAUGAAGUGCAGCUGAAGAUUGACAACUUAAAUGUUGAUGAUAUGUUUGAUUUGGAAAGAAUGGAUAGACUUAAAGAUGUGUUUCGAAAGAAACUAUGGAAGGAUAGUGAUGAUGAUUUGUAUGUGACUUUCCUAGCAUCAGCUAUUGAAUUAGGAGCAAGAUUACCAGUGAAUCCCACUGAAGGCGAAGGAGUUGUUUUGAGGAUUGGCAGCAGGGCUCCACUCAGUAAUGAAUUAAUAGAAUUACAAGAGGAGGUUAAACCACUGUGGAAAGUUCCAAGUUGUCCGAGGGAUUUUAAAAGGACAACUGUUGAGAGAUACUUUAGGGAUGCAGGAUUUAAUUUGGAUUGGUGUGCAUUUAGACUUUUGGAAGAUAAUAGCUCUGCCAUGCAACAUUCAAGAGCAAAUAUUGAGAAUCACUCGAAUGUGAACACAGAUAAACUCAUUCAAGACCACUGGGAGACUUUGUACAUUGAUGAAGUACCAGAAAGAUCCUACAAGCAUGAAUUCUUGUUCACUAUACUAGUGCCCAUGUUCAUCAUGACUCUACUAGCGCUUAUAUUAUCAUUGAUACUGUGUUUCCACAAUGAAGGAAUGAAUGAUCCAAUGAGUGAAGAAUAUUUUGCCAACAUUUUUCAUUUGUGUACUGAUUCUGAUAGUGUAAAAGAUGAACCUCAGGAAGAGCAAAACGAAACGCUGCACAACAAUUUCAACAAUUUUGAAACCAUCCAGAAAGCGACGAAUUCUCUGCGUAAUUAUUCAACGCCGCGUGAUUUUAUCUGCAUGUCCCCGGAAUCUACACAUAUGUCGUACACGAAUAGCCCAACGAAUACGUUGAAUAAAGGCCACCAUUGCCGCCCCAGCCCACCGCCCUAUGUACGCCCCAAGUACAAACCGGAGUUUUGACCUGAGGUCGAAGCCGGCGAGACCAGAUAUUGCUAAAUAACGAAUGAAAUAUUCUAGGAAUAGUUGUAGCCGGCUUCUAACAUUUUAUAACACGGAUUAAUAAUUGUAGACAGUGUAGCAGACAAUAUAAUGGACUUAUUGAGUUGUUUAACUGUUAUUUUAUAAAAUUGAAGUCUUUAAAUGUUUAAUAAAUCAUUGUUUACUGUGUAGGGACAAGUAUUGUGUGUAAACAUAAUAAAAUAUAAUCUAAAUAUAUUACCUUUCUAAUUAAA
This is a messenger RNA of Dalotia coriaria, 1712 nucleotides long. Its product is annotated as epsilon-sarcoglycan-like. The record is from RefSeq and is a predicted model, not a curated record. NCBI's taxonomy places the organism in Eukaryota, Metazoa, Arthropoda, Insecta, Coleoptera, Staphylinidae. Gene Ontology annotation, molecular function: calcium ion binding. Gene Ontology annotation, cellular component: membrane; sarcoglycan complex.